Molecule: messenger RNA, 2866 nt
Organism: Sardina pilchardus (European sardine)
Lineage: Eukaryota; Metazoa; Chordata; Actinopteri; Clupeiformes; Clupeidae
Gene: vps51
Product: VPS51 subunit of GARP complex
Exons: 11
Coding region: 123-2639 (838 amino acids)
Biological process (GO): lysosomal transport; Golgi vesicle transport; endocytic recycling
Cellular component (GO): membrane; GARP complex; EARP complex
Source: RefSeq, a predicted model, not a curated record
UGCUUCACCGGAAACACUCCAGUCAUCUGAUGUUUUACUGUCUAUGGAUGUUAUGAGUUGGCACACUCCCUGUUUCGCUUACCUUUAGUAACGUCAUAUAUAUCAAAAUAAUAUUGGUAGAUAUGGAAAUCGACCAGGAAGCUAGCCCUGCCACAACACCACCCGAUUCUGACCCACAGCGUAAGCGCAAAGUGCACGGAAUGCUAAAGCUCUACUACGGGCUCAAUGAUGAAGGAAAAGGCUCAGACCAAGCCGAAUCGCUGGAUCCCUGUGAUAUAAAUGGGCCUCAUUUCGAUCCAGAGGUCUAUCUCAAUAAGCUGAGAAAAGAAUGCUCUCUGGGCGAACUGAUGGACCAGGAGAGCUGCAUGGUGAAGCAGAUACGUUCCUUGGAUAGUGAUAUGCAGACGUUGGUGUAUGAGAACUACAACAAGUUCAUAUCAGCAACAGACACUAUUCGGAAGAUGAAGAAUGAUUUCAAAAAGAUGGAAGAUGAGAUGGAUUGCCUCUCUGCCAAUAUGUCUGCCAUCACUGAGUUCAGUGCAAAGAUCAGUGGAACACUGCAGGACCAACAUACACAGAUCACCAAGCUCUCUGGUGUUCACACACUCCUGCGCAAGCUCCAGUUCCUCUUCGAGCUCCCUGCGCGGCUGAACAAGUGCCUGGAGCUGCAGGCGUACGCUCAGGCCGUGACCUCCCACCGCCGGGCGCGCUGCGUGCUCCAGCAGUACAGCCACAUGCCCUCCUUCCGUGGGAUCCAGGACGACUGCAACGCCAUCAUGGAGCAGCUGGCACAACAGCUACGGCAGAAGUUCAGGGAUGGCGGCUCCAAUGCAAAGGACUUGUCGGAGUGCGUCGAGCUGCUGCUCCAGCUGGACGAGCCUGCAGAGGAACUCUGCGACAAGUUCCUCAGUCACGCCCAGUCCAGACUAGAGUCGGACCUGCAAGGCCUCGAGGCAGAACUACGAGACCCGGUAUCGCCCAGUAAAGCAGCAACAGAGACCUCCGCUGCGCUAAAGAAGGGGGCCUCGCCUGCUGCUGGCUCUCCCACUGAUGCCUCCGUGCAUGCAGGCAACCCAUUCCUCUCCGGGGCCUCCAAAACGGACAUCCUGGAGUUCAUCGAUCGGGGCUGCAACGAGUUCGUCAGCAACCUCUGCCUGGUCAUCGCCUCGUACCAGGAGCUUUUCAUCAACCGUCCGCAGGAGGGUGAGCUGGCCUCGAAGAACAUUCCGGAGAUGGCCAGCGGCAAGCUUCACGACUUCGUGGACGCCCUGGCAGUCCGCUACUUUUCCCUGGUGGAGCGGCGGAUCCAGGAGGAGAAGGGGGUCGGGGACAACUCCCUGCUGGUGCGCGCCCUCGACCGCUUCCACCGCCGGCUGCAGGCCGUGACCAAGCUGCUCCCGGGGUCGGCCGUGCCGAGCCAGGGGACGGAGAUCGUGGUGCAGGCGGCCCGAGAGCGGAUCAAGCAGUACCUGGCGGCCCUGCAGAGCUUCUACCUGGACAGCCUGACCGACGUGAGGCAGGCCCUGGCUGCACCCCGCCUCUCCAUGGGUAGCGGCACGGGCGCCGGGGUCCUCCUGGGUGGAGGAACAAGUGGGAAAGAUGCACCUCCUAACCUACCCGAACUCCUGGCCUCAUUUUCAGCCUCCAUCUUGAAUCAGAUUAAAUCGGUGCUGGCCUCUGUGCAUCUCUUCACAGCGAAGGAUAUCACCUUCUCCAACAAGCCUUACUUCAAGGGGGAGUUCUGCAGUCAGGGCGUGCGGGAGAGCCUGGUGGUGAGCUUUAUCAAGUUUAUCUGCCAGUCGUCUCGUCAGUUCUGUGAGAGCACCGGGGACCGGGGCGGGUCCACUCCUCCUGCCCUCCUCCUGCUGCUCUCGCGCCUGUGUCUGGACUACGAGACGUCCACCAUCUCCUACAUACUCACCCUCACAGACGAACAGUUCCUGGUACAGCACCACUCUCCAGUUACUGCUGUCACUGCCCUGUGUACCGAAGCCAGAGAGGCCGCGCAGAAGCUGCUCAAUCACUACGUUAAGGUCCAGGGAUUGAUCAUCUCUCAGAUGUUACGGAAAAGUGUGGAGACCAGAGACUGGGUGAACACUAUUGAACCGCGGAAUGUGCGGGCAGUGAUGAAGAGAGUUGUGGAAGAUACCACGUCCAUAGAUGUCCAGGUGGGCCUUUUGUAUGAGGAAGGGGUGAGAAAAGCCCACAGUAGUGAUUCAAGUAAGAGGACCUUCUCCGUCUACAGCAGCUCACGACAGCAAGUCCGUUAUGCACCCAGUUACACACCAAGUGCUCCUAUGGACACAAAUCUCUUGAGCAACAUCCACAAGCUUUUCUCUGAGAGGAUCGACAUCUUCAGCCCAGUAGAGUUCAAUAAGGUCUCUGUGCUGACUGGGAUUAUUAAGAUUAGUCUGAAGACGUUCCUAGAAUGUGUUCGCCUGCGUACCUUCGGCCGCUACGGCCUGCAGCAGAUCCAGGUGGACUGCCACUACCUGCAGAUGUAUCUCUGGCGCUUUGUGUCAGAUGAGAACCUGGUGCACUUCCUAUUGGACGAGAUUGUGGGUAGUGCUGCCCAUCGCUGUCUUGACCCUGCACCUAUGGAGCAGAGUGUCAUUGAGGUCAUCUGUGAGAGAGGUUAGAAUGGACACUACGUAUGUCACCAGCUACUUCAGAAACUCUAAAUCCACCCUUGCUGGUCUCUUGAACCUAUGAAUGAACUUUAUGAAUGGUUGCUUCAGUUGUCUCUGAGGUUGAAGUACAGGCAGUAAUAUAUUGAUUCAUAUUAAUGUUAAAGAAAUGAAUUUUGUUUUAUGUAAUGUAUGUGAAAGUUGCCUAAAAUAAAAAAAUAAAUAAAAAUGUAAACUCA